Xiphophorus hellerii (green swordtail) is the source of this 1942-nucleotide messenger RNA. Its product is annotated as zinc finger protein 252-like. Gene Ontology annotation, cellular component: nucleus. Gene Ontology annotation, biological process: regulation of gene expression. The transcript has 4 exons. Bases 124 to 1386 code for a protein of 420 amino acids. The record is from RefSeq and is a predicted model, not a curated record. NCBI's taxonomy places the organism in Eukaryota, Metazoa, Chordata, Actinopteri, Cyprinodontiformes, Poeciliidae.
UACUCGCCCUCUUUACUACCCGGAAGGAAGACUGUUGUGUAGUUUGUUUCCAGGGCUAACACACACACACACACAGACAGGGACCCUGCUGUAUUGUUUUCCCAACAUACUUCCCAGUAAAACAUGUCCGCAGACAUGCCAGCGGCGCUCGGCAGCCUCAACAUGGAGUCGCAGCUUCUGUCCAUCAUGAACGUGUUGGUGAAAGCUGCUGUAGCGGAGAUCGUACAGCUAUUCUCGGAGAGCUCCGAGUCUACGCGGCUGCAUCUCAGCCAGAGUCUGAGGGAGAACGAAAACCUGAGGACGAGGAUGAAGGUGAUGAGGAGUGAGCUGUUUUCCCUGAAGCUCCAAACCAGGACGAACCGACCGGCCAGCCGCUUCUCUGCCUUCAGGGGCAAUGUGACCAAACCUCGGCCAAAACUGCAGGUGUUUAUGAAGCCAACACAGGGUGAUAAAACCGUUCUUGAAACUGCUUCCACUUCUGUUACCCAAACCAAGUCGUCCUCCUCCGCUGUCCAAGUGCAGUGUGCAGAUGUGGACAGUCCAGAGGUCAUUCUGAUCAAAGAUGAGGAUGAUGUUGUAGGAUCUGCGCCUGACAUUGGUCAAAAUAACUUUGAAGAGGAUUGCAUGCAGGCUGCAGGGAAUCAGAGCUUAGACUCAUCCGGCUCAUCCUGCUUGAUCGAUAAUAACAAGCAGCUGAGGAUCGUAAAUGUUCACAGCGUAGGACAGGCGCCUCUACAGGAGGAUAGUGACAUCCUCUUCUCUGCCUCUGAGCUUCAGGCUUUGAGCGUUCUGUCUGACCACAGCAUCCCUACGGAGACGAUUCUUAAUUUCACGAGUGGUGCGAAUGGCCGUGUACCAGUAGGAGCGGUGCAGGAAAACUGUAGUGAAGUGGUGAGAAACAUCCAACAUGAAAGGGAUCCUUCCACUCGGAGAGCUUCAGCAGCAGGGAACCAAGCAUUAAAUUCCCCCACAGUGGAUGCAAAUGGACAGCCCAGCCACUUCUCUCAACAGCACAACGUCCUCCCCAACCCGAUCAGCAAAUCUCUGGACUGCGGCUUCUGUGGCGAGCACUUCCACAGCCGCGAGGAACUUAUCCUGCACCGUGCCGGACACACCGGUGAGGUGCCCAUGCCUUGUUCCUUGUGCAGCAAGACUUUCGCGAACAAGACCACGCUGGCUAUCCACAUGCGAAUUCACACCGGCGAGAAGCCGUACGCCUGCAUGCAGUGUGGGAAACGCUUCACACAGAACGGCAGUCUCAAGAUCCACCUGAGGACGCAUUCUGGAGAAAAGCCGUUCUCGUGCAGCCAGUGCACCGCCAGUUUCAACAACCCAAGCAACCUGCGCAGACACAUGAUCACGCACAAUUCCACCGUAGGGCUGUGAUCUUUAAUUAAGUGGUCAGGAUCUAGAUUUUUUUCUCUUAUGACUUCCUGGAAUAACGUUUUGUUUAUCAUAAUACAACAAACCGCAGCCGCACAGCAGUGUUGCUGAGUCAGAGUUUGACAUUUGGGUUGCAGUGUGAGCAGCAGAGGAACUCCUGACUUGAUCCCUGAAAUGAAAAAAAAAACCCAGAAAUGUGAUUCAAGUAUUUCAGAGCAUUGUUAAUAAGACAUUUAACUUUACAUUUUGUUCUUAUAUUGCAUAUUUAAAGCCCCAGUGUUAAAUACCAAACCAAUCAUACUGCUGGUUGAAGUUAUGUAAUUAAUUAAUUGAAGAACCAUAAAAGCAGGAUAUUAAUUUUAAUCUUUCGACUUCAAUGUCUUGACAAGACGCUGUGUGAACAAUGAUGUUUAAAAUUCAAUAAUUUGGUUACUUCACAGUCAUGGGAAAAAGUUAUGGUGUUGACACACAUUUUGUGAUUAAAUACAGUACAAAAGGUAUCUUUUAUAGGUUGUAACGUAUCACGUAAGACAUUAAUAAAAGUGGCACAAAUACGGGG